Girardinichthys multiradiatus is the source of this 8740-nucleotide messenger RNA. It is a transcript of the gene vwf, whose product is annotated as von Willebrand factor. The coding region runs from base 75 to 8633 and encodes 2852 amino acids. The transcript has 53 exons. Gene Ontology annotation, molecular function: protein binding. The record is from RefSeq and is a predicted model, not a curated record. Gene Ontology annotation, cellular component: extracellular matrix. Lineage: Eukaryota; Metazoa; Chordata; Actinopteri; Cyprinodontiformes; Goodeidae. Gene Ontology annotation, biological process: cell-substrate adhesion; blood coagulation.
CUCGAAUAUGUAAGGUCUAGAUGUGGAUUUCCUAAGUGUUCUGUUUGUUUUCUUCCUUUCUGGCAUCUGAAGUGAUGGAGGUACGCAUGAAGAGGAUUCUGCGAGAAAUUUUUGUUUUCCUGCAGCUUACAGCUUGUGUGGCAGGCAUCACUGGGCGAUGCAGUCUUUUCGGACGACAUCAUAUUCACACCUUUGAUGGGGUUAUAUACGAGUUUCCUGGAGACUGCAGCUACCUUCUGGCUGGGGACUGUAACCAUCAAUCCUUCACAUUGCUGGGUGACUUUCAAAAUGGCAAAAGAACAGGGAUCACAUUGUUUCUGGCUGAUGUGUUCGAGUUGCACCUGUCUGUAGAUGGACAGCUUUCAGAAGGGGGAAAAAGAUCUUCCCUUCCGUACGCGUCUCAUACUGUGUUUGCCGGUUCAGAGCUUGGGUUUUUUAAACUCUGGAGUGUAGAGUUUGGCUUCUCUGUCACCAUUGAUAAUGCUGCCAACAUUGCCCUGACUCUGACCAAACGCCACUCCAAUCGCACCUGCGGCCUCUGCGGCAACUUCAAUGCAGUCCCAGCUGACGAAUAUACUGCUCAGGAAGGAUUCCUAACAGAGGACAGUUAUGAUUUUGCAAACUCCUGGGCUGUGAAGGGAGCUGACCAGGCUUGUCGACGUGUCUCAGAUCCCACCCAAUCCUGUAACAGCACAAAAGAGACCGAAGCGGUUUUGUCCAGCUGCAGCAUGCUGCAGAGCUCUAGUGUGUUUCUUCACUGCUCCCACCUGAUUUCUCCCGAUGCGUUCCUGUCACUGUGUCAGGCGGAGGCCUGUCACUGUGACCAGAAAAAUGCAGAAGACUGCUCCUGUCCUUUUCUGCUGGAGUAUGCUCGCACAUGCCGUGCUCAUGAGAUACUUCUGCAUGGCUGGGUGGAGGAGAGCCAGUGCUUUCCCAAGUGUCCAAUUGGCAUGCAGUACAGUGAAUGCACCAAGCCAUGUUCUACAACCUGCCAUAGUCUAAACAUACAGGAGGUCUGUAAGGAGGAAUGUGUGGAUGGCUGCACAUGCCCCACUGGAAAGGUUUUGGAUGGGAAUCGCUGUGUGGAGGUAUCUCAGUGUUCCUGCACACACAUGGGACGACAUUUCCCUCCAGGAUCCACCAUCUCUCAGGACUGUAAUACAUGUGUGUGUCGCCACGGGUCCUGGGAAUGCACCAAUGAAGGCUGCCCUGGUGAGUGCUUAGUUGUUGGCCAGUCUCACUUCAAGACUUUUGACAACAACUUUUUCACCUUCACUGGCCACUGUCAGUAUCUCUUGGCGAAGGACUGCACAAAUAACGAGUUUUCUGUCAUAAUUGAGAACGUACAGUGUGCAGACAAUCAGGAUGCUGUGUGCACACGCUCAGUGACAUUCAGUCUGCCCUCUCUGGAGAACAUGACAGUGAAGCUGAAGCAUGGAGGAGUUGUGUCUGUCAACAAUAUGGACAUCCAGACUCCAAUGAAUCACGGCCAGCUGCAUAUUGCGAGAUCAGCUCAGUCUUCUGUUUGGGUAAAGUUCGGUGUUGACCUCCGUCUGGACUGGGACGGUCAGGGUCGCGUUCUUCUAAAGCUGGGACCACGAUGGGCUGGGCAGACCUGUGGUCUCUGUGGGAACUACAAUGGGAAUCAAGGUGAUGACUUCUUGUCUAGUUCUGGGCUUGUCGAAGCGAGUUCCCAGGCUUUUGGGCAGGCCUGGAGGAUCAACGGAGAUUGUGAAUCCACUCACAAGCAUGACACUGAUCCAUGUGCAACAAAUCCCAAAAGAGUGCGUUUCGCAGAAGAGAAGUGUGCGGUGAUCAUGUCAGACGUGUUCGUCCCGUGCCAUUUUCUGGUGAAUCCCGCUCCGUUCCAGCGGUUUUGUCGGUAUGAUGUGUGUGCUUGUGGAAACGGCGAGGAAUGCCUUUGCUCAGCUCUGUCUGCUUAUGCAGCUGCCUGCUCUGCAAGAGGAGUGCUGCUCAACUGGAGAUCCCCUUCACUCUGUGAGAUGGAGUGCCGUGGAGGCCAGGUAUAUGAGGCCUGUGGGAGUACAUGUGAGCGAACUUGCCGCUCUCUCUCUGGUGCUGAGCCUGGUUGUGAGGGGGAGAGGGUGUGUGAGGAGGGAUGUUUCUGUCCUGCCGGGAAGUACCUGAGCACCUCUGGAGAAUGUGUGACUGCUGACAUAUGCUCCUGCCUGCACGAUGGACAGCUGUAUCAGCCUAGUGACGUCUAUGCAGAUCACAACAGCAUUUGCUACUGCGAGAACGGUGCUAUGCGUUGCAGCUCCACAGAGAUAACAUCGUUUCUUUCUGACCUUUUCUAUGAUGAUGACUUAGUCCCAUCCAGAGAGCGACGGUCAGCCCAGUGCCCUCCACCCCUUGUUCAUGCAGAGUGUAAUUCGGGUGAAAAGGGGCUGGAGUGUGCCAGGACCUGCCAGAAUCUGGACCUGCCAUGUGUCAGUCUUGCCUGCAUCCCUGGCUGCCUCUGUCCACAAGGCACAGUACGCCACCGCAGAGACUGCAUCACACCAGAGCAGUGUCCCUGUUACCAUAACAACAGGCCGUACGCAGCAGGACAGAGCAUCACCGUUGACUGCAACACCUGUGUGUGUGAAAACAGGAAGUGGCUCUGCACACAGAAACUGUGUGAUGGUGUGUGCCGCACUGUGGGGGAGGGGCAUUACAUCACAUUUGAUGGGCUCAAGUACUCCUUCCCUGGCCUAUGCCAGUAUGUCCUGGUCCAGGAUAUGUGUAACGCAGAAGAAGGCUCCUUCAGAGUGCUGGUGGAAAAUGAGGCAUGUGGAAUUGUAGGGCAUCGCUGUGCAAAAACUGUCACAAUCUUCUACCAGGGUGGCAUGAUUGUAAUGCAGGAUGGAGAGGUGAAGAUGAAGAGGCCUGUACUGCAGAAUUCCCAGGUGGAGAUUGUCAGAUCUGGUCAGUUUUACACUAUCAUGUUGGGGAAACACAUCUCCAUCAGCUGGGACAGAGGGACUCGCCUCCUUGUUCAUAUCUCAGCUUCCUACAGGGGUCGUCUUUGCGGUCUGUGUGGGAACUUUGACGGGAAUGUCAACAAUGAUUUGAUGAGCAGCAACAACCAGCUGGAGGUGGACGCCUCACACUUCGGCAACUCCUGGAAGGUCAUUCCCAGCUGUGCUGAUGUAAAUGAGGUGCCAGCUCCUUGCAGUGACAACAUUGCAAAGUUGGUUACAGUGGAGCAAUCAUGUCGUGUGAUUACUGGUCCCCUCUUCGAAGAAUGCAAGAGCCAGGUGGAUGCAGAGCCAUAUGUAGAGAUGUGUGUGGAGGCAGCAUGCUCGUGUUCAUCAGUGGGUGAUUGUUCAUGUUUCUGUGAUGUCAUUGCGGCUUACGCGCAGGCUUGCUCGGAGAAGGAUGUGUCUGUCAUGUGGAGAUCCAAUGAUCUUUGCCCUAUGAGCUGUGAAGAGCUGAACCCUAAGAUCCCAGGUACUGGGGAGGAGUUGUGCCAGUGGAGGUAUAACACCUGCGGACCUGCCUGUCCAGUCACUUGCCAGCACCCUGAUCCCCUCCACUGUUCACUGACGUGUGUGGAAGGAUGUCAUGCUUUCUGCCCACCAGGUCAACUUCUGGAUGAGGUGGAUAUGCGAUGCGUAGAUCCUUCUCACUGUCAGGUAUGUAUCCAUGAGGGUCAGAAGAUAUCCCACGGGAACAAGGUCAUCCUGAACCACAACGACCCAAUCCACUGCAAGAUUUGCCACUGUGAGAACAACACCCCCAGCUGUGAAGAUUGUACCUCCCUCAGCAUGUUUUCCACUCCCACACCAACACCAAGUUACGGCACUUUCACCACGCUACCUUUUACCACCCUGAUGCCCGCGGGCAUGUGUGAUCGUGCAAUGGAUCUGGCUUUCUUACUGGAUGGUUCACAAGCGCUGACUGAAGAUGAAUUUCUGGCUAGCAAGGAGUUUAUAUUUCGAGUGGUCGAACGUUUCCGUAUGGGCUCGGCUCACACUAGAGCCACAGUGCUGCUUUACCACUCUGGAGUUAAAACAUAUGAUCUGCAGGUUCAGAAAAGGCUGUUUAAGAAGAUUUUGCAUGACCUUCAUUACACUGGGGGACAUGCUGGCUUCUUGGAUGAAGCUGUCAAGUAUCUUGCCAUCAACAUCUAUGACAAGAACAAGCGUGAGCAUGCUGGUCGUGUAGCCAUUAUCCUGACCGCCAGUGGUAACCCUCGUCCUGUCCGUGCCAUGGUGAAGAUGCUGCGUAAGAAGGCCAUCACCACCUUAACAGUGGCGCUCGGUCCUGGUGUCAACAUGGGGCAGAUUAAUGACAUCACCAAGGCAAACCCGGAUAACAGGGCCUACGUGCUGAGCAGUACAGGGGAGCUGCCUGAUCGUCUUUUGGAAGUUACAGAUUACCUUUGCACCUUAGGGAUGGAGCCUGAGGUGCCGAAACCUCCAGGAUUAAAACCUACACCAGGUAGAGCCCGCAAGGUCUCACCUAUCACUUCCCCAGCUACUUAUGUGGAAACAAAACCAAGACUUCUACCCAGCACUCCUGCAUCCACUCCACCCUCUGGCCUUUCUCUCGUCACCACAGUACCACCGUACCACCCUCCAGCCACAGAAGUGACAUUCAUCAUAGAAGGCUCUGAUGCUGUUGGUGAGGCCAACUUUAACAAGUCUCUUAUCUUCGUGGAGGAAGUCAUCUCUCAGCUGACAGAAGAGGAAGAGUUUAUCCGCAUCACUGUGAUCCAAUACUCUGUAACAGUCACUGUGGAGAUCAAUCGCUGGGAGCUGAGGCAGCAGAGAGACCACCUCCUGCAAAGACUGCGAGAGAUUCGUUGGAGAGGGGGAAGCAAAACAAACACCGGAGAGGCCGUCACUAUGACUCUUCAGGAAAUGACUGCAAGCCAUCCUCCUCAAGGCCCCACCCCUCCUCAGCUCGUUUUUCUUGUGACUGAAAAUCCCCCUACUGAUACAGUAACACGUCCACCAACUACAAGCACCCAAACACGAGUGUAUCCAAUUGGUGUUGGACCAAAGGUGCAUGAAACAGACUUGGUACAAUUUAGCCAUCCUCAGCGUCCAAUGAUGGUGGAGGACUGUAACCAUCUGACAUCCCUGGUCCAUCGUGUUGUUAAUAUCACACAGACCACAGUCAGGCCCCGCUAUCCUACGCUGCCACCCCUCAUCAUCCCAACUCACUCCACUCUGCCACUAACAGUGCCAUGCAAGAAACCUGUUGAUGUUAUGUUCCUGUUAAAGGCCGGAGAACAGUUCGAGGACAUGAAGACAUUUGUGAAAACUUUCAUUAGUAAUGCUGAUAUAGGGCCGGCUGGCACUCAGGUGAGCCUAUUUCAGUACGGAGACACAAACACAGCUGAGUUCAUGUGGAACAAUCAUCAAAGCAAGUCAGGUCUUCUGAAGCUGGUGGAGAGCAUCCCAAGGAGGACCACUGGAGCUCCUGCUUUAGGUUCAGCCGUACGAUUUGCUGUGCAGGCGUCCAUCUCAUCUAUCAGCGGUGGAAGAGUGGGUGUCCCCAAGGUAGUGGUGGUGGUGGUGACAGAAAAAUCAACUGAUAAUGUUAAAGAGGCAGCUAAUGAGGCCCUGGCAGCAGGUGUGUCGGUGUUCCCCAUUGGGGUCGGACCGAACUAUGACAGUAAUGAGCUUAGUGAGCUAGGUCACUACGGCAACCAAGACAAUACUCUACAUCUAAACAACAUGGACCAGUUACGAAUGUUUUUAACCCUGGACAACAGCUACGCAGAGAGAAUCUGCAGAGCCGGUCCACCAGGAGUGUGUGUUGAUGAUAAAGGAAAUGAGAGAACGCCUGGUGAAACAUGGCUGCUGGAUGAUGGCUGCCACUCUCUCUUGUGCCAUCCCAGUGGAGCAGUGACGGUUCAGAAUCACAAAAUCAGCUGUGACAGACUGGAGCCGCCGGCAUGCAGAAACAACAUGCUCCCUGUCAGAGUGGAGGAGGCCUGCGGCUGCCGCUGGGAAUGUCCUUGCAUGUGUAUGGGCAGCUCCACCAACCAUGUUGUGAGGUUCGAUGAACUGCCUCUUAGGCUGGAUGGAGAGGGACUGUGCUCCUACACACUUCUUAUGGUCAGUAAAGGCAACAGAGAAGGCUCAGAGGUCAAGCUUCACACUGGGCCAUGUCAAGACUCAGCAAAAUACAGCCAGAUCUGCAUGACAGCCAUGGAGGUGACCCAUGGACCAUACACGCUGUUGCUGAAGGAUGACAUUACGGCCGUGAUUGAUCGAGAAGAGCUUGCCUUGCCUUGGCGAUAUGCUGGCCUGGAGGUGGUGCGCUACGGAGGAGUGAUGCUGCAGCUGAAAUCAGAUCAAGGCUACGUUUUGACUUUUACCCCUCAGAGCAAUGAGUUUACCAUCACAUUGCUCAGCUCGGAAACCAGUGGGCACACUGCUGGACUCUGCGGUGCAUGUGGGGAGGAGAAGGUUAAUGUCCUGUCUUUGCGUAAUGGCGACACAACCACCGACCAGCCGGCCUUCAUCUCAGACUGGACUGUGGUCCCAGAUGGUGGUGUGUGUUUGCCCAAACGGAAGGCAGUGUGCAUGUCUGGAGUGGCAAUGGGAUGUCAGGCCCUGCGAACUGAGGUGUUUGAAAAAUGCCACGCCUAUAUUGCUGUCCAGGUUUUCCUUGUCAAGUGCGAGGAGCAAGCGUGUGACGAAUCAGAUGUUUGUGAGUUGAUAUCGGCCUAUGCACGACUCUGUAGACAAAGGGGUGUGUGUGUGGACUGGAGGAGCCCCCAUCUGUGCCCUCUGCAUUGUCCAAACUCCAUGGAAUAUGAUGCAUGUCGGACAGGGUGCGUGGAGGACUGUGGCAGCAUACAGGCAUUGCCAGGCGACUGGUCGGUUACUGGGCGUAACGUGUCAUCAUGUAUGGAAACACCUACUGAAGGCUGUUUCUGCACUGGAGGGAUGGUUUUGUAUCAUGGAAGAUGCGUCUCCCCUGAGUCAUGUGGACAGUGUGUGGAUCAACAGGGACACACACAUGAGUAUAUGCAGAGUUGGGUACCAGAUGACAAUCCAUGUUUGAUUUGCAUGUGUUUGGACCAACAACGCAUCAACUGCACAGUCAGACCCUGCAAUGACAUCAAAGCUCCAGUGUGUGGACCCUGCGAGAUUCUGCAGGAGAAGAAGGAAUCCAAGUGCUGCCCAGAGUAUGAAUGUGUGUGUAAUCUGGUGGGCUGUGAUCUGCCUGAUGUCCCCCGCUGUGAGGAUGGUGAGACUGUGGUGCUGAAAAACCCUGGCGAAUGCCAGCCUGUUCACGAAUGUGUGUGCAAAAAGGAAGAGUGUUCCCAGCAAGCCCACCCUAAAUGUCCAGCCCACCGCCAUAUGUCUGUGAAAAAGACAAAGUGCUGUGAUUUCUUUGAAUGUACAUGUAACUGCCAGAACUCCACCCACACCUGCCCCAUUGGGUUUAUCACGUCGUUCUUUACCAACGACUGCGGCUGCACAGAAACCCUCUGCCAGCCUGAUCAGGUGUGUGUGGUUGGUGGAGUGGUUCACCCAGUGGGCAGCGAGUGGGAGGAUGGAUGCGAGAAGUGUCGAUGCACAGAGCUGCAGGACAGAAGCACAUCACUCCAUGUUGCCCAGUGUAACCCACCUGUCUGCGAACGGAACUGUCCUCUGGGCUCAACAUAUACUCAAAGAAAAGGGAAUUGCUGUGGAGAAUGUACACCAAUCAGCUGUCUAGAGACUGAGGAAGAGAUGCGAGGGGAUGUGCUCACUGGAGGAAAGCUCAGACAGGUGGGAGAGAAGUGGCUGUCCGCACAUGAUAAAUGUGUCGAACAUGAGUGUAAGAAAGUGAAAGACGAGGUGUUUAUCUCCACAACAAAUGUGAGCUGUGCCAGUAUGGAGACUCCAAACUGCCCGCUGGGAAGUGAGCUUCGCUGUGACACUCAAGACUGCUGCCCCCGCUGCCACUGCGUGUCGAUGGAUGUCUGUGUUCUCAAUCACACUGUGAUAGGGGCAGGCGAGAGAGUGAUGGUGGAUGUGUGCACACACUGUGAGUGCACAGUGGAGAACGGAGCAGUGAAUAAAUACAAACUAUUGUGCAAGCGAACCAGCUGUCCAUCAUGCCCCCGGGGAUACACAGUGCAGAAGGAGGGAGACAGUUGCUGUGGUCGCUGUGUUGCCACUGCCUGCUUCAUACAGACGCCAGAUGGAAAACUCACCAGUGUGCAAGUCAACUCAACCCUUGAGGAUGGCUGUUACAUGUAUACUUGUGGUGUGAACAGCAGGGGAGACCUUGUCCUGGAGACCAAAGUGACCACCUGCCCUCCUUUUAACCGUAAAGCCUGCCUAGAUCAAGAGGGCAAAAUUAGCCGAAUUGGAAAAACCUGCUGUGAGACUUGUACUGAGCCGGAGUGCCGCAGGACGGCGGGAAUGCUCAACUACAUUAAAGUGGAUGACUGCCAAUCAGAGCAACAGAUUGAGCUGCACUACUGUGAGGGCAAAUGUCGCAGCAAAUCUAUGUACUCCCUGCAGAGCGCUGCUGUAGAGCAGGACUGUGUGUGUUGUGCUGCUUUGAAGACAGAACCUCUCAGCGUGCCCGUCCUGUGUGCCAACGGCACACGCAACCACCACACUGUCCAGUCCGUAACUACAUGCGACUGUGUGUCCAAACACUGCAACUAGAGAGACAAUAACAGUUUUCUAAAUGUAGAUGCUUUGUGUGUAACCAAGCGAAAUAUAGCCAUCCAGCCAGAAAAAUACUAAUAAAACAAACCUUACAGUUUCUGCAA